Messenger RNA from Aethina tumida (small hive beetle), 6329 nucleotides. Its product is annotated as zinc finger protein 345. Gene Ontology annotation, cellular component: nucleus. Gene Ontology annotation, molecular function: DNA-binding transcription factor activity, RNA polymerase II-specific; protein binding; RNA polymerase II transcription regulatory region sequence-specific DNA binding. The coding region runs from base 622 to 2649 and encodes 675 amino acids. Gene Ontology annotation, biological process: regulation of transcription by RNA polymerase II. The record is from RefSeq and is a predicted model, not a curated record. Lineage: Eukaryota; Metazoa; Arthropoda; Insecta; Coleoptera; Nitidulidae. The transcript is spliced from 9 exons.
CGCCCGAACCCGAUGCCGGCGCGGCGGUGGGGAUGCGGGGGCGACCGUUCUCGAGCGGGCCCGACACUGCCAACGCUGACACCGCGCUCAGACAGUUGGCCGGCGACGUCACAAUCAGCCGGGUCAGGUAAACCACCCACCGGAACACAAAUACACAUACACACACACACACACUCUCUGUGCCACCGCCGAGCGCUCUCUCACUCCAAAAGGUGUGCUGCGUCCAUGCACCGCCGCCACCGGGAACCGCGAACGACCGCGACCACCGUUCCUCCAGGAAGCGCCGUCGCCGACGACGGCUCCAGACGUACAACGCGACCGUUGACCAGCACGUGCGAACGUUUGUUAGUGAGCUGUGAAUCCAUCGCCAUUUUGGACGAGAAAAAAUCGCCGGGUUUUGGUCCUUGAGUGUUUUGUUUUAAUUUCAUUUUUGAUUUGGUGAGUUCAUGUAUGGUACCCGGCCGCGACAACGGACAGAAGACGGCGACGCAGGAGCCAUCCCCGUCGCUAGCAGUGCACCAGUUCCUUCACUGAACAUUUCAACCCCCGUCUCGAAGUUGGUGCGUUAGAAACGCAUUGCAUAAUCAAUGACAGAAAGUGUGGCCAGGCAAUUCGAAAGAGAUGGGAAGUGAGCACUACUGCCUGAGGUGGAACAAUCAUCAGAGCAACCUGCUGGGCGUGUUCAGUCAGCUGCUGCGCGACGAGAGUCUGGUGGACGUGACUCUGGCCUGCUCGGAGGGCCACUCGAUCCGCGCCCACAAAGUCGUACUGUCCGCGUGCUCCUCGUACUUCCAGACGCUGUUCGUUGACCAUCCCAGCCGCCACCCCAUCGUCAUAUUAAAGGACGUACGCUUCGCCGAGCUGCGCACCCUCAUCGACUUCAUGUACAAGGGCGAGGUCAACGUCGAGUACUGUCAGCUAUCCGCUCUGCUCAAAACUGCCGAAAGCCUUAAGGUCAAAGGUCUCGCUGAAAUGACACGAGAUUAUAAAAUGGAACCGGAACAGACGGAACCGAAGGAACUUGUCGGGCGACGGCCAGCUUCGAGCCUCCAACAACCUGGUCACAACCAGUUGCCGAGACCUUCAUCACCCCUCGACGAUUCCGACGCCCAGAACUCGCCCGCCUCCUCCGUGCAGAACCUCCGCGUCUGCAAGUCGCCUUCUGACCGCGACAGGGAUAGGGACAGAGAUCGGGAUAGAGACAGUCUUAGUGGGAAGAGGCCGAUGUCGGAUGGGGACGUGUCACCAGGCAGCGACUGUGGUCCCAGCGACAUGAGCAUCCAUAAUAACAAUACCAACAACAUGCAGCACCAGCAGCAACAACUGCAAGCGUGUCCAAUACUGAAGACGGAAACGGUACCGCCGCCGACCCAAAAUCCGCCUGUCAUCUGCCACAGGCCGUCGUCACCGCUCAACUGCGAACCCCUACCUGGGCCCUCCAACAUGGCCCCUGUUCAACAAGUGCCUCUCAGUCUAAAAAAGGAAGUGGAUUGGGGUGGAGGAGAUGACAAAAACUCUGGAGAAAGCUCAUCAGACUACAUUAGACAUCCUCACGAUUCUAACGUCUUGGAGAGCGACCGAUGUAUAGGAUCGCCGGUGCUAGACCGUCCGUCGUCCACCCAGAGCAGCCGUUCGUCGACGCCGUUCGCGCUGCCAUUCCCCACGUUGCCCACGUCCCUUCUCGAAGUAGGCCUCAUGCAUCCGGCCCUCCUGGCCGCCGACGAAAUGUUCCGCUGCUCCUCUUGCAUGGCCGCCUUUCCCUCUCUAUGGCUCCUCGAACAGCACACUGCCUUACAACACAUCGGCUCCAUAGGAUCCAUAGACAAACCGUUCGUUUGCGAACAAUGUGGCCAGAGUUACCGCUACAGAUCCGCCUACGUGAAGCACAGAGAGCAGAACCACCGUGCCCGUCUACCGGCCGACAAACUAUUUUCCUGCGACGUCUGCGGCAUGCAGUUCCGGUACCUAAAGUCGUUCAAGAAGCACCGGCUCAAUCACGCAUUGGAGAAGUUGCACGGCAAGAGCAGCGAUUCUUCUACCAGGGAACCUAGGGAGCCGAAAGAGCGUGAGGGUGGUGUUUACAGCGAGACGACCAAGCAGACUAACAUGGAGAGCAGCGACCAGGUUUCCAGCUCCAAUGAGACGCUGACUGUUGAGGAGGACACGGGGACGAUUGUCGUCAAAAAAGAGAACAUCACCGAAGAGGCCGCUGAAGGCACCUCGUCGGACGCGGAACGCACAGAGGCUGAGCAGGACGACACCAUCGAUUCGAUGGCGGCAUUCCCGUUCGCGGCUUCGAACGCAGCCACUGCUGAUCUGCUUCGGACCGCACACGAAUCUUCGAUCAUCAACUUCUUGCGUGCCGACUCGGCCGAACGGCAACGCGAACGUCGUUUCGCCUGUCCAUUUUGCGGCAAAUGCGUGAGGUCCAAGGAGAAUUUGAAGCUGCACGUCAGAAAGCACACCGGCGAAAGACCGUUCGUCUGUCUGUUUUGUGGACGAGCGUUCGGGGGGAAGAGCGAUCUUACUCGUCAUCUACGCAUUCACACAGGCGAACGCCCUUACCACUGUGAUAUGUGCGGCAAGUGCUUCGCCAGGGCAGAUUAUCUUUCCAAACACCUGACGACCCACAUCAACACACCCCGCUGAUAUUGUCUCCACUGAGCGGAAGCCCAAGAAGAACCGCACGGAUCCAAUCCGUAGCCGUUGCUCUACACAUUGUUGAAGUUGUUGCGCUAUUAAAAUUUACCCGUCAAUGUUGUUCAAAGAAUACAUUCCACAUAUACACGACGAGUUUUAAGGCGAUGUUGACGGGUUUCGGGUUAUGAUUACUUGCAAAAUUAUUAUUUCAUUUAAAUAUUAAGGCUUCAGAUUUAUUUCCUACAGGAACCGUCAACUGCCCUGUACAAAACGAUAUGAUCAUUCCUUUUUUUACUUUAUUUUAAAAACAUACGACGUAUUUGAAUAUAUAAUAAUUACUUAGUAUAUUUAAGUAAUCUGGGAAAAAUUGAACAUAAACCAAUUGUUUGAAAUGUUUUCUAUGAUUAAUUUAGUAGUUAUUAUUACAAAGUAAAAUUAUCUUAGUAGUAGUAGUAGUUGACGGUUCCACGGAAUGCAAUUCGUAAAAAUGUAAAGUUACAUAAUGGGGAAAAAGGAAUUAUUUCAGUACCGUCCUUAUAAUCAGCCUAAAAGACGCAUCGAUUUAAUGUUUAUUUGGCUGUGAUAAACUUUAGGUUCUUGUGAUAUACAGUGUGUAAUUUUUUAUUUACUUUUUUAACGCAGAAAAUAUAGAUAAUAGUGAGUUGUUACCAAAAUAUAAAAUAGCAAUAAAAAGGGUUAUCCAUGAAGAAGGCAAAUAUGUACAUGUUAAUUGUUGGAUAAAUUUAUUAUGUUACAGAAUUGAUUUUUAUUCAUUGGGGAUACAUUAAACCGAAUUCCUUGCAAAAUAGUAGAUACAGGAGACUUUCAGUUACACGAAAACUCGUUUAUUUUAAAGCCGCCACUGCCGAAUAAGCCUUUCGUAAAAAAAAUCAAUUCUUUAACGCCUGUAAAAUGGAUAAUCUUCAAAGUACUCAAACAUAGUGGCAUUGACACAGUUCCUCUAGUCAGUUGCAGAAAUUGUUUAAAAGAAGUUAAGCCGCCCCUUGAACAAAACGGCAAUUAAUUAUAAAAUGGGCCAGACAUUUACAAAAAUAAAAAUAAUGAACCCCUCGUCCCCAUAAACCAUCCCAUUUCCUUCUCUCCGCACAUCGAAAUAUUACUUACUUAUAGCUAUUUAUUAAUAUAUUAAUAAUAUAUUAUAUAUAAUAUUGUCUUGUGCCAAAUCGAUGUACCUCAAAUAUAAAAUACAUAAGUGUGUAAAUAGAUGGUGUUAAAAAGGUCCAGUUAUGAUUAUUAUAUACACAAUGUAACAGGUGGGUAUUUACAUAAAAUGGAGGAAUACGAAUUCAACACAAAGAUAAAGAAAUCACUCACUAGGAUUUUAUAAUCAUAUUAAAUAUAGAGGGAACGACAGUUAAACUUGUAGUGUUCUCUGUGAUUAUUGUGUGUACUUAUAUUAAAUUUUAUAUAUUUGCAGCGCACUAAAAAUAAUAUGUAUAUGUAAAAUCCUGGUGGUCAGUUCAAAGAACCUUCCUGAUGCGUCAAACUGUUGUAAAUAAGACCACCUAUUAACAGAUUUUUUAAAUAGUCUAUUUAUUCCUUUAUUACUUACAUGUACAAAUACAAAUAAAUAUAAUAUAUAUUUUAUAUCAUAUACAAACAACUAUAGUGCUAUUAUUUUAACAGUCACUUGAUACUAACAAUAAACCGAUUAAUCUUGAUUGGACCUUAGCUCUACGUGUCUAGUUGUAAAUUAAAUGUUUAACAUCGAAUUCCAGUCCACGAAACAGAUAAUUAUGUAUUUUUUAUAUAUAUACAACUUAACGUCCACAUUACGCAUUGCUGUCUGCAGAUGAUUUUUUUGUAACACAAUUGGAAAUUAUAAUACGUGGAGAAGUCGUAGAAAUCAUUACGUGUAUUUUCCAAUAAGGGCAAUAAAAAUGAUUUAUACUGUUAGAAAUAAAUCAAUUAUAAAUUGAUUUGUUAAAAUUUUAUAAUUAUUAUUAAUUAUUUUUACUAAUACAUAACCAAAGGUACAUUAUUAAAAAAUAAUGAACAUAGUUAAUAUAAUUGCGAACUAUUUCACGUACUCUAAUAUCCAACAAACUGAUACAUGAUGCAUUGCUCGCUCAAUACAAUCACAAACUUGUACCUCGAAUCGCUUAUCUCAACCAUGAUGUUAAACAUUUACUGUAAUUUUAUUGAUAUUCAUAUACAUAAUAUACAUAAGUAUAUAUAUUUUUAAAAAUCCGAUUUGAGAUGCUUUAGGACAACUUUUAAACAAACAAUGACUAUGAAAAAAUUAUUUAUAUCUGUAAUCACUGUGCCUUUAAUAUUAUUUGAUUAUGGCGAAUUUACAUUAAUCAGUCCAGUGCAAUAGAACUAGUAAUUCUCUUAAAUAUUUUUCAAAACGUUUAUUUAGUUUGAUUUAAUUACUGCAGACAAAUUAUGAAUGCUUGAAAGCAAUAACACAUAAUUUUGAUCACUGCUGAAAAAAUGUUGUUCGCCAUCAAGCAAUACUAAACAUUGUCCUAAAGCAAAUGUAGUCCUUCCACUAAAUACCGAAAAGUUGGAGUCGGGGAUUGGAAAUUGCAACGAAGAGUAAGAACGAGUGAAAAGAAAUGUAAAUAAGAUAUUAAAAAAAAUAAAUGUUCCUAAUACGUGUGAAUAGUUUUAAGGGUAUUUUUAUUGUCGAUUUGUAAAUAGUUCUCACGAUACAUUCACAUGGUGAUGUUUGAUUUUAGACGAGAGUCGAAAAAUUUUAUUAAGAAAUGUAUGAAUACCAUAACAUAGGAGGGGCAUAGACUUAAAUCUAUAAAUAAAAAAUGGUAGAUGUCGUUUUCUUGGUGUUAUAUAAUAUUUAUAUGCUAAUUAUGUAUCUUAGUACGCAACAAAAUUAUUUAUUUGUUCUCCUCCGGCACUAUCUUAACUAAAUUCUUGUCAAAAUCAAUGCAAUAAGUUUUAUUUAUGACUUUUCCAAACAUAUUAUAUAAAUUAUUAUUUUAAAUUAAAAAUAUGUUUACAUAAUUAAAUUUAUUGACAAAAAUUUUAAAUUUAAUUGAAUGUUGACAUUUAAAAAUCUAAAAAUUGUAUUGUAAAUUAGUGUAAUUAUAUUAGCAUAUUAUAAUAAUUUAUUAUAAUAAAUAAUUAGUGUUUAUAAUUUAUUUUUAAGCUAACUCUUAUUGCAUUGAAAUGAUGCUAAACGACAGAGCCAGUUUAAUUUUGUAUAAAGCAGACAAUAAGUAAAUUAUUCACUAACAAUAAAUGUGUACAAUUUAAGUUUCCUUAUUCCAUCCAUUUAUAUACAUUAUAUUUAUCUAACUAAAAAACUACAUUGAAUUAGACACUACUUUAUUUCCUUUAUUUAGAAUCAAAAUUAUACUAUUCUAAUACACUAAAAUGUGAGAAUUUCCAAUUGAUUGGUUAAUUGAAUAAUUAAAUCGGAAUGAAGUUGCUCAGAUAACUAAGAAAAAUAUUAAAAUGGUGCUGCAAAUGUGAAAGAAAAUGUGAUAUAGAAAUGUUGAUUUGUAGGAUUUUAGAUAUUCAUAAUAGUAAUACAGAAUAAGAUUAUUAAUAUUUUUAAAUCUCUGUGUAAUGUGUUCUUACUAUCAAUAUUGUAGUAAGUUUAUAUAAAUGUAUUGAUAUUUUGAUGUUGAAUUAAAAACGAAAUUGUACUAUACACAUGAACAUGUGUAAAAUUACAUCAAAUACAUAUAUUCACAUUGUCA